Molecule: messenger RNA, 1098 nt
Organism: Arabis nemorensis
Lineage: Eukaryota; Viridiplantae; Streptophyta; Magnoliopsida; Brassicales; Brassicaceae
Source: the annotation of a GenBank genome assembly
AUGACAAGAGGAGCAGAAGAAGAGACAAUGGCAUGGAGUUACUUUUGCAGAGAUGUUGUGCCAUUUGCUGCAAUGGUCGCAGUGGAGUGUGUCUCGGUUGGCUCUAACACACUGUACAAGGCUGCGAGUUUGAGAGGAUUGAGCUUCUAUGUCUUUGUCUUCUACGUUUUCGCCUUUGCUACACUUGUUCUUCUUCCAAUUUUCCUCAUCUUCGGAAGGUCUAGAAAAUUACCUUCAGCUAAGUCUCCUGUCUUCUUCAAGAUUUUCUUACUUGCGCUUAUCGGGCUCAUGGCUCAGAUAGCUGGUUGUAAAGGAUUAGAGUAUAGUUCUCCUACGCUUUCCUCUGCUAUGAGCAACCUCACGCCAACUUUUACCUUCACGCUCGCCGUUCUCUUCAGGAUGGAACUACUAGUGUUAAGGAGCUCUGCGACUCGAGCUAAAAUCAUUGGGACAUUAGUAUCUAUAUCUGGUGCUCUGGUUGUUGUGCUAUGUAAAGGCCCAAAAGUUUUCGCUGCUGCAUCUUCAUCAUCUACCAUUUCGCUUCACCAGAAAAUGACUUCACUCAAGCCAAGCUGGAUAAUCGGAGGCCUUUUGCUUUCUUCACAAUAUUUUCUUUCAUCAGUCUGGUAUAUUCUUCAGACUCGGAUCAUGGAGGAAUACCCUGAAGAAAUAACUGUAGUGUUCUUGUACAGCUUAUGUGCAGCACUUAUCUCAGCACCGGUAUGUCUAUUUGCGGAAAAAGACUUGGCUUCUUUUCUACUUAAACCGGAUGUUUCCCUCGCUGCAGUCAUGUAUCAGGGAGGCUUAGUUUCAUCAUUUGGCGCAAUUAUACACACAUGGUGUCUGCAUCUGAAGGGUCCAGUCUAUUUAUCACUGUUCAAGCCAAUGUCUAUUGUCAUUGCGGUUGCUAUGGGUGCUAUAUUUCUCGGUGAUUCACUUUACCUUGGGAGUGUCAUCGGAUCAGUGAUUUUGAGCUUAGGAUUCUACACAGUGAUUUGGGGCAAAGCAAGAGAGGAAACUGUGGCUGGUUCUGAGCAGUCACCUUUGUUGGUUACACACAUCAUAGAAGAUGAAGCCUUUUCAUUAAGGAGUGACUGA